Molecule: messenger RNA, 4505 nt
Organism: Camelus dromedarius (Arabian camel)
Lineage: Eukaryota; Metazoa; Chordata; Mammalia; Artiodactyla; Camelidae
Gene: MPEG1
Product: macrophage expressed 1
Exons: 1
Coding region: 89-2242 (717 amino acids)
Biological process (GO): defense response to bacterium
Source: RefSeq, a predicted model, not a curated record
AACUCUGCUUCAGUAACUCAGUUCAGUUAGCCCCAAGCUCUCUGGCUGCUGCUUAGGACUGGUGUGUCUGGCUGGGGCUCUCUGAGCCAUGAACCGCUUCAGGGGUGCUGUCCUUCUCUGGGCAGUGGCAGCAUGGGCGAAAAUGGACAUGCCUCUGGAAGUGACAGAUGAGGCUGGCUUUCAAAAAUGCAAGAAUGCCUUAAAACUACCUGUUCUGGGAGUCUUACCUGGAGGCGGCUGGGAUAAUCUGCGGAAUGUGGACAUGGGACGGGUGAUGGGCUUGACCUACACUCACUGCCGGACCACAGAAGACGGACAGUACAUCAUCCCGGAUGAAAUCUUUACCAUUCCCCAGAAGCAGAGCAACCUGGAGAUGAACUCAAAAAUCCUGGAGUCCUGGGUGAAUUACCAGAGCAGCACCUCCUACUCCAUCAACUCGGAGCUGUCUCUUUUUUCCAAAGUCAGCGGCAAGUUCUCCCCUGAGUUCCAGAGGAUGAAGACCCUUCAGGUGAAGGACCAAGCUGUAACUACCCAGGUUCAAGUAAGAAACCUGGUCUACACAGUCAAAAUCAACCCAGAUGCAGAACUAAGCUUGGGAUUUAAGAAGGAGCUCAUGGACAUUUCUGAUUGUCUGGAGAACAACCAGACGCGGAUGGCCACCUACCUGGCAGAACUCCUGGUCCUCAACUAUGGUACCCAUGUCAUCACCAGCGUGGAUGCCGGAGCUGCUCUCAUCCAAGAGGACCACAUCAGAUCCUCCUUCCUCCAGGACAGCCAGAGCAGCCACAGUGCUGUGACCGCAUCUGCUGGAAUCACUUUCCUAAACAUUGUGAACUUCAAAUUUGAGGAGAACUACACCUCGCAGAAUGCCUUCACCAAGAACUACCUCUCAAACAGGACCAACUCCAGGGUGCAAAGCAUCGGAGGGCUUCCCUUUUACCCAGGCAUCACCCUCCAGACCUGGCAGCAGGGCAUCACCAACCACCUGGUGGCCGUAGACCACGCCGGCCUGCCUCUGUAUUUCUUCAUCAACCCUGACAUGCUGCCUCACUUGCCGGGGCCCUUGGUGAGAAAGUUGUCUAAGACGGUGGAAACUGCUGUGAGACGCUAUUAUGCAUUUAACACCUACCCUGGUUGCACGGAUCUCAACUCGCCCAACUUCAAUUUCCAGGCUAACACUGAUGAUGGCUCUUGCGAGGGGAAAAUGACCAAUUUCUCCUUUGGCGGAGUUUAUCAGGAAUGCACUCAGCUCUCAGGGAAUGAGGUUGUCUCACUCUGCCAAAACUUGGAGCAGAAGAACCCACUCACGGGCGAUUUCUCCUGCCCCUCCGGCUACUCCCCAAUCCAACUGCUAUCCCAGAUCCACGAGGAGGGUUAUAACCACCUGGAGUGUCCACGGAAGUGCACCUUCCUCAUCUUCUGCAAGACGGUGUGUGAAGAUGUGUUCCAAGUGGCGAAGGCUGAAUUUAGGGCGUUUUGGUGUGUGGCCAGAGGCCAAGUAGCAGAAAACUCAGGACUACUUUUUGGGGGCCUCUACAGUGGGAAGAGCAUAAACCCUUUGACCAAUGCACAGUCCUGCCCGGCUGGCUAUUUUCCAUUGAGACUUUUUGAAAACCUCAAGGUAUGUGCUUCUCAGGACUAUGAGAUUGGAUACAGGUUUUCAGUCCCCUUUGGUGGGUUCUUUAGCUGUACCGUUGGGAAUCCCUUGGUGGAUUCUGCUGUAACUGGAGAUUUACGGGCACCUUCCUUAAAAAAAUGUCCCGGGGGUUUCAGUCAGCACCUAGCCCUCAUCAGCGAUGGAUGCCAAGUGUCUUACUGCAUCAAGGCCGGGCUUUUUACGGGAGGGUCUCUGCCCCCUGCCAGGCUCCCACCUUACUGCCGGCCACCCCUCAUGAGUCAGGUGGCCACCAACACGGUCAUAGUGACCAAUAGUGAGACUGCGAGAUCCUGGAUUAAAGAUUCUCAGACCCACCUGUGGAGGCUGGGAGAGCCGCUCGAGCUUCGCAGGGCCAUGAAGACCAUCCACGGGGAUGGCAGUGGCCUGUCAGGAGGAGCAGCAGCCGGGAUCACCCUGGGGGUCAUGGCCAUCCUGGUAGCUGUCAUGGUCCUGGCCAUUUUUGGCAUCCGGAAGUACAGGAAGAGGGGCUACCUCACUUUGCAGGAUGAGAGGCAGAGUUUUGUCCCAGGCACCACAGUGGCUGGAGACACCUGUGACCAAGAGCAGGAGCAGAGCCCAGCCUAGAUUUCUCCCAGGAAACCAUUUCUCUCAUCUCCAGCCAGAGCGUCUGGCACGUCUUUCUUUUUCCUUUCUCCACUGCUGCCUUCCUAAGUAUUGAAGUUCAAGCACAACAGAAAGCAGGUGUAACUUUGUGACCUCCUUAAGUCUCUGGGCCAGGAAAUGAAUGGAGGUACGUGGACAAGGUCGGGGAGGGGUUGGAGAGCUGCUGUGAUUUUUUUUUUAAGCAGAAGUCACCUCGGGGACUAAAACAUGAAGGGAGUGUCUUUUCUCACCUUGCGUUAUUAAUUAUCUUCACCUACAUGCAUAUGUGCAAAAAGGGAGGAGGGAGAAGGUUGACAUUUGGAUUUGGAGGCAAUGCAUUUAAUAUGAGGUCAGCUAAGAUUUCCAAUUCAUGAGCUAUAAGAAUGUCUUCCUUUGAGUGUUACUCUCCCACCAUUGUGUGCAUAUGUGUGUAUGUUUUAAGCUGUCUGGAUUUCAAGCUCCUGGAGGCUGACAAAGCCCCCAGGAGAUACGGGAAGUUCCGCUUGGCUAUGGUUUUCAGUUUUGAUGGAUCUCCGUCAGCGGACUGCAUCGCCUCCUCUGGGUCAUCUCAGCAGCAGCCGAGGGGAGAGAUGGUGCCUAUUCCAAGCCACCUGGUCCAGCUUCUCCACGGUUAAGACUUACUUAGACGAGGGCCCUCUUGGACUUCAGACUAGUAUCAUAAAGUCCUCAGAAAAUAUUAAUACAGCAUAUGAGCUUCUAUUAGGAGGUCAAGGGAGAAGGGAUGGUUUGGAGACAAGGAAUGAGUGAAGAAAGGGUGAAAACUGGAAAAGAUUCUGGUGCUCGUGGGAGAUAGGGAUUCUUACCCACAACCAAUUACCUGGUUUCGUCCCCUUAGCUCCUCGUAAAUGGGGCAAAGGGAGCAGCUACAGCUUCGGGUAGAUCGGGCAUUACUAUUUCAUGUUCUGUUACCAAGGUACAAAGCCCUCCUCCUCCGUGGAUGGCCGCCCCCCUCUCCAUCCUCCCAUCCCGUGCACACACACUUGAACACACACACACUCCCACACACCCCACAUUCCAACAAGAGGCGUGCAUUUUUCUGGGAGUGGGAUACAAGGAAAACUCCGAGAAGUCAAAGUAAACCCACACCUAGGCACCCCUUCCUCCCCAAAACCUCAACAGGGAAGGUUGAAGUAUUUUUACCAAUUAUGUACCCUGCCUUUUUUUUUUUUCCAGCAGAAAGGGGACUGACAUGAUCAAAUCAAUAAUUUUACAUGAAGCAAAAAAGGCAUCCGACAUCACUUGUGACGCAUUUAUUUCAGUUCCAGGCUGACCUCCCUGGGACAUCUAGCAGGAUGCAUGGUUGUUACUUGGCAUUCGAGGCUUUGCCCAGUUUUAAUAACUGCCUCACCUAAUUGUAACGACUAGGGUGAAUCUAUUAAUGUUCCCCCACAACAUUUUAAAAAGUUACAUAGUUCUUCACCAAAUCAAAUGUCAUUGGAUAAUCUGUCCUUUCUUCAUUAACAUUCACCAUCAAGAAUGUUCCACUAGGUCCUUCUUCUGAGGACCCUGAAGCAUCCCCGCCUGUGGGAAGAUGGGAGGAGGUUUACUCAUCCAUCUCCCACUGCGAUACAGAGAAGUGAUUUACAAAAUUUGAGCCCUGCUCCCAGCUGGGAACACUGAUUUCUGCAACCUCUCUACUUACCCCUGCUUCUUCUUAAGCAUUAAAACUUAACCUUAACCUCUGGGUGUUUUGUGGGUAUGUUUUAGCCAAGCUAACCACUUUCCUGCCAAUGCUGACUUACUUCCCCAUGAGAUCUUUGAAGACCACUGAGUCAGAGAGACAAAGUAUAUCUAUAAGCUCCCAGGCUUUUAAUGCACUAACUGCCCGUUGAAACAGAGAGCUCUUCACAAACUUUUAUUUCUAACAACAUUGCACAUAAAUAUGCAUUAAAACGUGUACUUGAGGGACGCUCCGUCUGACUGUUCAUCCACAGGAAACCAGAAGCAAGGGGUUUGCGGCUGACAUUCAUCAAGUCAUUUUGCACAGUCAGAACCCCGAUGGGGGGGUUCACAGCGUCUGCUUUCUGAGUCCCGCUUUCCUGACCGUGUCGCUCGGGCUGGGGUCUGCCCAAGACAAAUCCGGGCUUCCAAGAAAACCACACUCCGUGGACUUUCAGGAACAGAGAUGCAUUUGGGUGACAAACGAGGCUUUGCAAUUGCAUUUUAUUUCUGUGUUCUCAUUAGUAUCAGGAUGAUCAAUAUUAAACAUGUGUUUGAAAAACAA